AUUAACUAGAGAGACUGUAACGAACUCUGGAUAGGACUCGGCGCAGACACAUAGAGUAGGAGAGAUAUGGCGUGUGCCUGUAUGCGCCACUUGAGCGCCAUCAGGACUCCGACGGUGGCUUCCGCCGGACCUCCAAAGGAAACCGCCAAUUCAAGGGUUCUGAUACUAGGAGGAACCGGUAGAGUCGGUGGCUCUGCCGCCAUCGCUCUCUCUAAGCUCUCCCCUGACCUCCGCAUCACCAUUGCCGGUCGUAACAGGGAAAAAGGUGCUAGUAUGGUGACAACACUCGGGAAGAACGCCGAAUUUGCUGAAUUUGAUAUAAAUGAUGAUAAAUCACUGGAAUCUGCUUUAAAUGAUGUCGAUCUUGUGGUGCAUGCUGCAGGCCCAUUUCAACAGACAGAAGAUUGCAGAGUCCUGGAAGCUGCAAUUCGGGCCAAGACAGCUUAUCUUGAUGUGUGUGAUGAUACAUAUUAUGCCUUGCGUGCAAAAGCAUAUAAUAAUGAAGCAAUUGCUGCAAAAGUUCCAGCAAUAACCACUGGUGGAAUCUAUCCUGGAGUCAGCAAUUUGAUGGCAGCUGAGCUAGUUCGUGUUGCAAAAACCGAAAAUAAGGGCGAGCCUGAACGCCUAAGAUUCUACUACUAUACAGCAGGAACAGGUGGAGCUGGGCCCACAAUAUUAGCCACUAGUUUUUUACUUCUUGGAGAGGAGGUUAUUGCAUUCAAUAAAGGAGAAAAACUGAAAUUAAGACCAUAUAGUGGAAUGAUGAGCAUCGACUUUGGAAAAGGAAUUGGGAAGAAAGAUGUGUAUCUCUUGAAUUUACCAGAGGUGACAAGUACCCAUGAAACCCUAGGAAUUCCAAGUGUGAGUGCUCGAUUUGGAACUUCUCCAUUUUUCUGGAAUUGGGCUAUGGAUGCAAUGACACGCUUUGUUCCUUCUGAACUUUUAAGAGACAGAAGCAAAGUAGAAGAAAUGGUUAAGUUAUUUGAUCCAGUGGUUCGCGUUAUAGAUGGAUAUGCUGGAGAGCGUGUCUCACUACGUGUUGAUUUGGAGUGUUCUGAUGGGAAGCAUACGAUUGGUGUUUUCAGUCAUAAAAAACUAUCUGUAUCAGUUGGAACUUCCAUAGCUGCAUUUACUCUUGCUGUUCUUGAAGGUAGCACACAACCUGGUGUAUGGUUUCCAGAAGAGCCUCAAGGAAUUGCCAUUGAAGCUCGUGAACUUCUGCUUCAACGUGCUUCACAAGGAACAAUUAACUUCGUUAUGCACAAGGCUCCAUGGAUGGUGGAAACAAAUCCUAAGGAGGUCGGACUUGGAAUAUAUGUGUAACAAUAAUAAUUCAGACUACACAAACCAAAAACUUGUAUGAGUUAUAAUUGUACAAUAUUUUUUUAAUACAUUAAAUACAUAUUACUCAAACAUUAAAAAAAACUCACACACAAAUAUGCAUUAGUGGUGGGACCCAGUUCGUGUAAACACAGCGUUUUGGACAUCUGUACCCAUUCUUGAUGACUUGCUUCUACUAAAGCUUCGACCUUCAUUUCUCAUUUCUUCAUCAUGAUCAUAUUGUGACCUCUUGAGAGGGUUAGAAAGCACAGCAUAUGCUUCACCAAUCAUUUUAAAAAGCCUAUCAACAUCUUUAUGUACAUUUUCAGCUAUCUCCUUCCAUAGUCCAUCAUCUCCAUCAUCACUUCUAACCACUGAUUGUGCAGCCUUAUCAGGAUGAUGUCUAAGUGCAGCUUUUCUAUACGCCUUUUUAAUAUCCGAUGCAUUAGCAUUUAAUUCAGUUCCCCUACAAAGGUACAUGUUUAACGGGAUUCCCUUUCUAGAUUCUUCUUCAACAUUAGAAAGCCAAAUCCGAGUUUGUUUUAUCUCAUUAACACCCUUUUCAUCCACACGUGUAGUUAAAAGAGACACAAGUCUUUCUAGAUCUUUUGCCACCUGUCCAUAGUCUCUAAUCAUCUCAUGCAAGCUAGCUCGUCUAGAUAUUGCCU
Molecule: messenger RNA, 1988 nt
Organism: Lactuca saligna
Lineage: Eukaryota; Viridiplantae; Streptophyta; Magnoliopsida; Asterales; Asteraceae
Source: the annotation of a GenBank genome assembly